ACUCAUGCUGCAGCCCGGCCGGUUCGGCAAGAGGAGCGGCCCAGGUAGGGAGUGGUGCGGAGAGUCGCCGCCCACAUCUGUCGCUGUUCCACUCUGAUAGAAAUCAUGGUGAAAGACUGCGUCUUGCUGGCUGCUGUCUCGCUGCUGUCUGCCGUUCAGCAGGCGUACUUUGCAGGGCAAGUAGGAAAUGCCAGGAUGAAAUAUAAAGUGAUGCCACCAUCAGUUGCAGGAGCGCCUGAUUUUGAAAGAAUUUUCCGUGCACAGCAGAACUCGGUGGAAUUCUUUCCCGUGUUCCUGGUUGUGUUAUGGAUUUCUGGAUUGUUUUUCAAUCAAGAAAUUGCCUCAGUCGUUGGUCUUGCCUAUCUAUUUAGUCGGCUGAUGUACUUUAAUGGGUAUGCAGAAUCAACAAAGAGAAGGCUCCCUGGAUUCAGGAUUGGUGUAGCGAUGUUACUGAUAUUAACAAGUCUGAGCAUUGGGGGGAUCACAAACUCCAUGUGUGACAACUAUUUUGAUUUUAACCUUGGUAAAAAGAUCAGAAAAAUGUUUUUGUAAUGUGUGUGUAGUUGCACAUGUCAUACAUUCAAUGCGUCAAGCAUUGCAACAUUUUGUGAAUAUCUGUAAUUUGCAUAUAUGACUUCAAAAUGCAAAAUAAAACAUUUAAACUGGC
This is a messenger RNA of Amblyraja radiata (thorny skate), 667 nucleotides long. RefSeq names its product microsomal glutathione S-transferase 2. Lineage: Eukaryota; Metazoa; Chordata; Chondrichthyes; Rajiformes; Rajidae. Gene Ontology annotation, cellular component: membrane; endoplasmic reticulum; nuclear envelope. Gene Ontology annotation, molecular function: glutathione peroxidase activity; leukotriene-C4 synthase activity; glutathione transferase activity. Gene Ontology annotation, biological process: leukotriene biosynthetic process. Bases 106 to 552 code for a protein of 148 amino acids. The record is from RefSeq and is a predicted model, not a curated record. The transcript is spliced from 5 exons.